This is a messenger RNA of Drosophila simulans, 2055 nucleotides long. Its product is annotated as serine protease 7. The transcript has 4 exons. Gene Ontology annotation, molecular function: serine-type endopeptidase activity. Bases 670 to 1926 code for a protein of 418 amino acids. NCBI's taxonomy places the organism in Eukaryota, Metazoa, Arthropoda, Insecta, Diptera, Drosophilidae. The record is from RefSeq and is a predicted model, not a curated record. Gene Ontology annotation, biological process: proteolysis.
UUCAGUCUUCUUCGCAUUAGGAACUGGUUUACAUACAUAUAGACAGCACCUUGUUAGCUGGUAAAUCACCAGGCAUUCCGGGGAAUGACAAAGUGUUCUGCCGGUCGAUUUUGCAUGGAAUAGUUGAUAUAUAUAAUUUACGAGCCCUGGUCUCUUGCAGAUGAUGCAUGACAAACGGGCAAACCCCCUGAAGGGAUGCAAGUGUCGAAAUACAUGCAAUGUCACCAUUUGGUAAAAUUUUAUAUAGAACAUAUCUAUUGGACGAAAUCCUAACCAACGUCAUUGACUUGAGGUCUUGGGUUCCGCAAGUUCGUUGCACCCAAAAUAUAGGUUUUCCUGACCAUAAACUCGGAAGUGAGAACCUUCGGUGUCACCUGGUCACCUAGUGAUACGCAUCUUAAAGAUACAAAUCGCAUAGUACUAGCCACUAGAUAUGAAGAUUUAACCGCAGAUUGAGCCGCGAAGAACAGUGGUGCUCGAUUGUUAAACCCGCUACUGUAGCGUUCCGAUCGAGAACCGAUCGGAGAUCGCGGUCCACGAAGCUGAAGCUGCGGCUAUAAAAAGCUCUGACCAACUCCAGCCAUUUCACAGUAUGUUUUAUCGGGUCAGCUGGAAACGAUCGCACUCGCAAGUUUAUUAAAUAAAUUCAGUUUUUAAAAUAGCAACAAAAUGAAAGUGUUCGCGGCGGUUAUUCUUUGCAUUCUGAUUGCCCACGAGGCCAAAGCCCAGUCAGAUUCGAGGUGCAUGAAUCCCAACCAAACCCCUGGACUUUGUGUGCUCAUUAAUGAAUGUCAGACACUCUACUCCGUGCUGAAGCGGGCCACUUUGACUGAUCAGGAAAAGAGCUUCAUCAAGUCCUCGGCCUGUGGAAGAGGCAGGAAUAAUCAGCCCUAUGUUUGCUGCACCCAGGAUACGGGCUAUGUGAGGACCCAACGCCAGGAUCCUACCUUUCCGGACUACGGUGGAUUUGGCGGAGACUGGGAGGAGGAGCGGCCCCAGAGUUUCGUUUUUCCCAGACAAGAAAGACGUCCCUGGAGCUUUGGCAACCAGCCAGAAACCAGCAGAACACCGUUUCGAAAAUCAUCGACUGGCGACGGUUCCAGUUUACUACCUCAGCCUCCAUCCUGCGGGGGCGUGGCUAUCAGGAACAGGAUUUACGAUGGCCAGGACACCGAUGUGAACGAGUUUCCCUGGAUGGUGCUGCUGGAGUACCGCAGACGAAAUGGAAAUGGUGUGUCCACUGCCUGUGCAGGAUCCCUCAUCAACCAGCGAUAUGUCCUUACAGCGGCCCAUUGUUUGACUGGCAGGAUCGAACGGGAAAUCGGAGCACUUGUGUCGGUGAGACUGGGCGAGCAUGACACUCGCACCGCGGUGGACUGCCCCCCAGGUGGAGGAAGUUGCUCGCCGGAGGUCCAGCGUUUGGGCUUCGAGGAGAUCCGGGUUCACGAAAGAUACAGCGAAAAGGCCUCCAAUCAGGUGCACGACAUUGGUCUCAUUCGCCUGGAGCGCAACGUCCGCUACUCGGACAACAUCCAGCCCAUUUGCCUGCCCUCGUCUGUGGGCGCGGAGUCGAGGCAGUCCGGCCAGCAGUUCACCGUGGCCGGCUGGGGCCGUACUCUGAAGAUGGCCCGCAGUGCCGUGAAGCAAAAGGUGACGGUCAACUACGUGGAGCCCGCCAAGUGCCGCCAGAGAUUCUCGCAGAUCAAGGUGAACGUGGAGCCCACCCAACUCUGUGCCGGCGGACAGUUCCGGCAGGACAGCUGCGACGGAGACUCCGGCGGACCGCUGAUGCGAUUCCGUGGCGAGACCUGGGUGCUCGAGGGCAUCGUGUCCUUCGGCUAUAAGUGCGGACUGAAGGAUUGGCCCGGAGUCUACACGAAUGUGGCUGCCUACGACAUCUGGAUCAGGCAGAAUGUGAGGGCUUAACUCCCAAACUCACACUGAAUGUUCAAAACAAAAAUUGUGAUCUUUAGCACUCUUAGAUUAGCAAAGUAACUAACUUAGAUUUUAGUAGACAUAAAUAUUUAUUAAUGCAAAUAGAAGUUUUAUAUAUGA